Molecule: messenger RNA, 1875 nt
Organism: Populus trichocarpa (black cottonwood)
Lineage: Eukaryota; Viridiplantae; Streptophyta; Magnoliopsida; Malpighiales; Salicaceae
Product: F-box only protein 6
Exons: 2
Coding region: 500-1690 (396 amino acids)
Molecular function (GO): protein binding
Source: RefSeq, a predicted model, not a curated record
UCUCGAUUCUUAUUUCUUCCUCCCUACCCGCUCCGUUUUCACUGUGACCUCACAUUUCUUACUUAUUUUCAAAUUUCACUUCAUUUGUUACUUAGGUUUCCUGCUUCCUUUUUAUUUUCUCUGUUUUAGGUUACUUUAUUACUAAUAGUAUUUAUCAUUAGGUUUUUUCUAUCAAAUUUUAUGUGUUGCGAGUUUGGUAAGUUAAAGUGACUUUUUCAGGAUUUCUCUUUUUGCCGUGUUUUUCUACGCAAUGUGAUUUUUUUUUUCUUUUUGGAAAUUUGACUCUAACGUUGUCUUGUUUCGUUUUUUAAAACUUCUUACCAUGUUUUCGAUAACUAAGGAUAUUUAUUUAUUUUUUUUAAAAAAUCUCUUCUCUUAGGCUGUCCGAUUGUUUAAUUUUGGUACAGCCAGUCCCCAAGCUCUCGCAGUUAUUUUCCUUCCGAGAUGGUGCUUCCUCAAUCUUGAUGAUGGCUCAGCAGAUGAUUACUGUAGUCUUGUGAUGGCGGCUGGAAAAUCUGGAAGUUUCAAGAUGUUGGAACCUUGCAAGCCUCCACCCUCCAAGAAACCUCGCAAGGAGCGGAAUCGAGGAAAAUCACUGGGAACUACCAGUUCAACUGAGGUUAUGCAGCAAGAAAUUUGGAAAGAAUUCCCUGAAGAUCUGUUUGAAGCUGUUAUUGCUAGACUUCCAAUCACUACGUUUUUCCGCUUCCGCUCAGUUUGUCGAAAAUGGAACUCCUUCCUUGACUCUCAAAGUUUCUCUCAGCAUUGUGCCCAAGUUCCACAAUCCAACCCCUGGUUUUACACCAUCGCUCAUGAAAAUGUGAAUUCUGGAGCCAUGUAUGACCCUUCUUUGAAGAAAUGGCAUCACCCAACUAUAUCUUAUCUGCCCACAAAGACGAUAGUCUUGCCAGUUGCUUCAGCAGGAGGUCUUGUGUGCUUUCUUGAUAUCGGUCACAGGAACUUCUAUGUCUGCAACCCUCUGACUCAAUCUUUUAAAGAGCUGCCACCGAGGUCAGUGAAGGUCUGGUCCCGUGUUGCUGUGGGCAUGACUUUGAAUAGCAAUGCAGCCAGUGGGGGCUACAAGAUCUUGUGGGUGUGCUGUGAUGGAGAGCAUGAAGUUUACGACUCACUGAAGAAUUCUUGGACCCGACCAGGAAGCAUGCCCUCUUGUAUAAAGCUACCCCUAUCACUGAACUUCCGGUCACAAGCAGUUUCCCUUGGAGGUACGCUUUAUUUCAUGCGCUCAGAUCCUGAAGGGAUUGUGUCCUACAAUAUGGUUACUGGGGUUUGGAAGCAAUCUAUUAUACCAGCCCCGCACCAUCUGAGUGACCGCACACUUGCACAGUGUGAGGGGCGGAUCAUACUUGUUGGCUUGCUAACAAAGAAUGCAGCCACUUGCGUGUGCAUAUGGGAGCUGCAGAAGAUGACACUCUUGUGGAAGGAGGUUGACAGAAUGCCAAACAUAUGGUGCUUAGAUUUCUAUGGAAAGCACGUUAGGAUGACUUGCUUGGGCAACUCAGGUUUACUCAUGCUGUCAUUAAGAUCAAGACAAAUGAACAGACUAGUUACUUACAAUGUGGUGAGCAGGGAAUGGCUCAAGGUUCCUGGUUGCUUGGUGCCACGUGGGAGAAAGCGGCAAUGGAUUGCAUGCGGCACUGCCUUCAACCCAUGCUUGACUGCUACAGCUUAGCCUCUUUGUUUGUCGUGGCAGCAUUUGCAUGUUGGUGAAGGGGAAUUGGAUUUUAUUGAUGCAAGCUUUUUGUUAUUGUUUUAAUGAAGUAGAUGAUACCUGAGAGGUUUAUGAAUGACAUCUUUUCAUGUACAAACAUGUUGACAAAUAACUUCGAAUUGAAAAGACUAGCGUUUAAAAUGGAA